AUGGUUGGUUUAGUACAGGCCCUCCGGUUUAAUACCCGGAGUGACCUAGGGUUAAAUCCAUCAGCAAAUAACUUUAAGUGGGUUGUGCCGAAGUAUGUUGAGGCUUCUGGGUCCUCUAAUAUGAUGCAAACCCAAUGGAAAAGAGAAGAAAAGCGAAGCCAGUCGUGCCUCCGAGGGCGUCUGGCAGAGUCCGGCCGCGCGUUCGCAGGUGUAAGCGCCGUAACAGCAGCGUUCGUGAUCAAUGCAAUGAUGGCGAAUCCCUAUGGCAUUUUCCCGACGAUGCCCACGAAUAGCAGUGCCACACUUUUGUGUGCGCACUGCAAAAAGUUUUUCACGUAUAUGGACAGUGUUGUGCUGUGCGAGGGUGCGUGUAAGAGGUGGUAUCACACGAAAUGCGCCAAGAUCCCAGAGACGAAGUAUCGGGUGAUGCAGGACAAGGACGAGAACAAGAUCCUGGGACUAAAGUGCAUUUGGACGUGCAAGGACUGCAGGGACCGCCCCGAGCCCUCAAGGGACCUGGAGUUCGAGACUUUUGUGCGCGAGAGGCUUGGCAAGCUAGGGCAGGUGCUCGAAUACCUGGUGACCAAAAUUCAGGAUGUGGAGAACAGACAGAAGUCGCAGGAGGUCGAGUUUACCAAGCAUUGGCAGCAGCAGCAGCAACAACAGCAGCAACAGCAACAACAACAACAACAACAGCAGCAACAACAACAGCAACAACAGCAAGCCACAGUCACCAUACAGGGUACCGCCAUUCCGAGCCCUAGGACAACGCACCUCUUCCAAGACUAUGGCACACAAGGUCACCACUCAGGUCAGGCGCUGACUGCCCAACAGCAGCAACAGGCAGGCAAGGACCACAUACCUGGAUUCACCCCAAUGGAGCACAAAAUAAUUCAUGAGGUCAAGCUGAAGAUGGACCCACAGGCAGCUAAGCAGCAGCAGGAGGUGGAGGGUCACACCAGUGAUGGCCUGCAUCUCAUGCGGCCACUUAUCGACCCCAUAACCGGCCAAGAGAUUGAAGGAGCGCAAACACAAGAAGCUGGAGAUGCUCUCUAUGGUUUCACGGGGAACUUUGCUGGAGCCUCAGCAUCUACACAGGGCCAGGCCACAACCAACCCCACAGCCCUGAAGGAGGCAAUGGAGUGCCACUAUGACGACUGCAAAUGUAUCAAGCAGGAGAAUUCAGACCAGUCAGCGCAGGUGAAGCCAUGUUCCGGAAAGCACUGCAAUUGCACGUGCAAGACCCACAAGAUUGUGAUCACACACAAGAAGGAGCAUGUGGGCAGAAUCCACAAGUGCCCACACUGUGAGUUUACAAGCAAGCGGUCAGACAACGUUCGGCGGCACAUGCUCCGGCACACGGGAGAGAGACCCCACAAGUGCCCCCACUGUGACUUCAGUGCCAAGCGGCCACAUUCCCUGAAAAAACACAUAGAAAACAUUCACAACAAGGACCUGCGCCCAGAUGGCAUAGUCAGAUAAAGGGGUAAUGCCAGGAGUGUUCUUAGUAGGACUAAGAUGGGAGAAUCUGUAUGUAUAUGUUUUAUUAAGAUUAAUACUAGAGCACUUUAUUUAAUGGGGCUUCUGAAAGUACAAACGUCUUAUCUCCACAAAGCAACGAGAGCCACUGAAUAAAGAGUCUAGUGUUUUUCAUUUCCCAAUAGGGGAAAAAUCCUUUUUCAGAACACCAGUGUUUGCUUAUGGGUUCAUGUAUGCAGCCUUACCCGUGCAGGACAGUAGAACCUCCAAAGCUAGUGAACACGUUUAAGAAGGCAGCUACGUUCGUAAGGCCUUAGGCCUGAUGUUAUGUUUUUAGAAAAUAGUAGACUCAUUGACCAUCAGUUAGAUGUGUUUAGACAUAUUUGUACAAAAUGCUGGUUUUAUUGAAGCCUGCAUAUUGGCAUGAAUCAUGUUCCCUUACAUGUUCUGGUAUCUUUAUAUUGUUUCUAGAAAUUUAAUUUUUUAUAUAGCAGAUACUUUAUAAGAAUGGGAAUAUUAAUUAGUUCAGAUGUGUGUGCGUUGCAUAAGUGUGCCAGCAGUUUGUGUGGUCAUUAGAAUGAACACUGGAGGAAAGUGGAUUGACAUUCUGUCAACAUUAGGUCCACUUGCUUGCAUAGUAUAUUUGUUAUACAGAAACUCAAAAGUCCACCAAAAUCUGUGAUUCUUCUGACCACACUCAUGCAAUCAUGAAUGUUGUCAUAUGUUAAAAAUAUAUGAAAUCUGAAUGUCUCACUUUUUAUUUUGUUAUUAUCACCAUUGAUAUAAAAAAUGUGUAACUGCUAUGGUUAUUUUGGUACCAUGUACAACAGAUUGCCAAAAGUGUCACAUUACUCUAUUUACAUCCUCUUAAGCCAAAUCAGCAAAGCGUUUAUUCAUGCUGCUAAUUGUUGUGGCCUUCAUUUUGUAGUCAGACCUCACCAAAAUUGCAUUGGGAAAAAAACAAACUUGCAUUUUAAAGACAACAAACCAGCUGACACAGCCAUGCCAUAUUCCAGUCAGAUAAAAAUAGAAGAAAUGGUCUUGAAGAAUGACAAAUAAAAAGAACAUUGCUCUGGAGGUUCUGCAGUACUUCAGGCUAGGAUUUCAAGCUAGACCACCUUCUGAACACCAUCUCUCUCUCUCUCUCUCUCUCUCCCUCCUCCUCCUCCUCCUCCUCCUCCUCCUCCUCCUCCUCCUCCUC
Molecule: messenger RNA, 2680 nt
Organism: Penaeus chinensis
Lineage: Eukaryota; Metazoa; Arthropoda; Malacostraca; Decapoda; Penaeidae
Product: protein hunchback-like
Exons: 5
Coding region: 1-1482 (493 amino acids)
Biological process (GO): regulation of transcription by RNA polymerase II
Cellular component (GO): nucleus
Molecular function (GO): DNA-binding transcription factor activity, RNA polymerase II-specific; sequence-specific DNA binding
Source: RefSeq, a predicted model, not a curated record